Messenger RNA from Tricharina praecox, 1200 nucleotides. RefSeq lists its product as uncharacterized. NCBI's taxonomy places the organism in Eukaryota, Fungi, Ascomycota, Pezizomycetes, Pezizales, Pyronemataceae. The coding region runs from base 246 to 950 and encodes 234 amino acids. The record is from RefSeq and is a predicted model, not a curated record. The transcript is spliced from 2 exons.
CUGGGCCACAGCUCUGACGCCAACACUCCAGGACGAGCUUGGCCGGUAGGUAAAAGUAUGGCCGAGUCCUCGAAACAAGCCAAAGAAUCGAUCACAAGUGCCUCGAUUCGAGCUUCGCCAGCAAUGCUAUUGUGAGCACGAGUAACACGCCUUGGUCUUCGCCAUUUACUCAUCUUCCCAUCCCGUUCCCGUAUCCUGUGCAUGCACCCGUAAACCGCUGCACACCGCCAUGAAGGCGAUACUUCAUGUGUUUCCGUAUUCCGCGGAGAAGGUGGACUGAAAAUAUGAUACUCGCGCAUGAACCGGCUGCCACCAAGAAAUUUCGUCGAGUUCAGCUUGAAGGUUCGGGCGUUCUCUUCCUGAUCCUAAAGUCAUUCCCCUUCGCUCAACCUUCAGCUAUUCAUCUCCACAUUCCAAACCUUCUCGAGACCAAGCAGCACCUCAAUCGACGACAGCCAUCACAGACAAAGUCCGAGACCGAGGAGCUUUCCACAAGCUCGUUGCAGCCGAGUCGUGAAGGUCGAACGCGACCUGUAGCUUCGGAGCUGCCGCGGAGAAAGUCGAAAGAAAGCGGCUUGGCGUUACGUAACCUGAGCACCAUCAGCAACCUGUUAUACGAGGGCAAGACCUCUGUUUUUCCCUAUUAUUACUCCGACCUCUGUCCUUCCUCUCCUUCACGGGUGCGUGCUGGUGUUUUUGUAUGCUGGGUGAUUAGUCCAGUUACGGUCGACAACGGACAUCGAUUCGAGCGAGCUGUCAGGUACCCGCCUUCGUACUCCACAACACGCCGAAUGUCGCGACGAAAGUACUCUAUCCUCCAGCACCUUGAGCUCGACGACCAUGGCGCCGGGAAGCACUCCUACUUGCCGCGCGGAGUCGGAAUCACUCGUGAUCGCAGGGUUGAACUCGGUUGCGAGUCAACGUUGCAAGAGAACUGCCCUCACGGGUGAACAACAAAACUCCAAAACGCUUUAUAUACAAUCAUUAAACCCAGACAUCACCGACCACAACUACCAACCGCCAAUCCCGCUCUACUGGCUCAGCUGUCCCUUAGGGAUAGGUCGGAUCCACGACACACUCAGGUUGAUGGCGAUCAUGAUUACUCCCGAGAGCCAGAUGGACUGGCCAUAAUUGGUGCUGUUGUAUCGGAAGAUGAUGGCGAAAACGAUACCUCCGAGGUUACCGCAGGCACCGACGACG